AUGUCGUAGCAGUACAGUCCAGUAAAAGGAAUAGUGGAGAUAAAUGAAGCCUUACAGAAGUAUUAAGACAGUGUGAUAGUUCGUAAUAUAGACAAGGAAUCACUUCAAACUGUAAAAAGAAGCCAUAAAACUCACAGAUAUGAAGGCCAAAAAGUAAAGUAACUGCCUCCGUUGAUUGGUUAAAGGUCAGAUAAUGCAUACUUAAAAGUUAAAACAAGGGACUUAAAUAUCAAAUCAACACUUGAUAAAUACCCUUAAAAUUAACUGAGAAUUGAAAGUUCAGUGAUAUCAUCGAACAAUCAGAAUCACCCAUCAGGAAGUGUGAAUUACUAAUAGUUGACGACAUAAUCAAAUAUAUCACCAACUAAUACAGGAAAUUACAAAUAGAGACAUAUAAAACUAGAAAUGGAUGUGAAAUUUAAGAAAACUGCAAGGGUUUAUUUGAAUUGUUUUGAUAAAAUACAAAAACCAGGGACUAAUAAUAGUAUGAUUGUCAAACGCAAACAAAAUAAAAACAGCCAUGAAGAGCUACCACCCAUUUAGACAUAGCAAUCUUAAAUUGAUAUACAAGAAUAAUUUCAAUUACCUUAACAAUAGCACCCAUUAUCAUAGCAAAAAACGAUUAGUCAAUAGAAUACCUCUAGAUUUCGUUCAAACAAGCGUAAAUCAGCUGAAGACUAAGGUUAGAGUGCAUUUUAAAUGUAAGAACCAUGUUAUCAAGACAAUAUGAAAAUUUAUACCAGACUUGACACAAUAGAUACUAUUGAUCUAAGAUAAACUCAAUCUAUUGAUGAAUCUAGAGAUGCUUCAAUUGAUUAAAUGCUUGACGAAAUAUCAUACAGCAAGAGAAACUUGGAUAACCAAAGAAGAUCUUAAAGAAGGUAUAAUGAAUCUUAACCUUCAUAGAUUGUUAAGACUUAGGUCAAGCUUUAGAUGCAGGAUAUUCAAAUAACACCUCUAUAGCCUGCACUUUAGCCAGGUUAGCAAACUCUAGGACUAGCAGACUUGAAAAGAUUGAAAUAAUAAGAGCUAAUGUAACUGAUAGAAUCUAUAACUCAUAAUACAUACAAAAGAUCUUAUGAACUCUCUAAUGAUUUUAAUUACACAAACAAGCACGCGAGAAGAUAUAAAAAUAGAAACGACCCGAAGUAAUUACAAUUGAAAUCAGCUGUAGUAACAAAAUAGAAAAAAGAGGAAAGUCGAGAUAGAAGUCCAUAGGUAAUUCUCCAUAAGCGUAAUUAGAGCUAAAAUAUACCUUAAAUCGUAUAAAAACAGCAUAAAUUUAUCCAAAGAAAUAUAGCCUCGAGGAAAGACACAAAUACUAGUCUUGAUUAGCAAGUCACUUUAAUUAACAAGUUUAGUGAAGAAUAAUCCCUUGAAACCCACACUGAAAUUAAUAAUCCAAAAACUGAGAGAGCAACUCUAAGUCUUUCAAUUAACACAAGUAUCAAAAGAAUUCAAAAGCCCUCUAUUUAACCCCAAACUACUGUUAAUAAUACUCAUGGUGUUAAGACGCCUAUUUAAACAAGUACAGGAAUCUCUGAUGAAGUUUCUAAGUAGUUCAAGGAAAGAAUGAAUUUUGACAAGAAUGUGAUGUAGUUUGAAUUUGAAAAAGCUGAAAGAAUGCUCAAGAGAAAAGAUAAAUUGAUUCAAAGAGUUAAGACAAAGUCCAUCUAUGAUGAUAAUAUAUUAAAAAGACCAUAGGUCAAGUUUUCUCUACCUGAAAUAUGA
Messenger RNA from Stylonychia lemnae, 1731 nucleotides. NCBI's taxonomy places the organism in Eukaryota, Ciliophora, Spirotrichea, Sporadotrichida, Oxytrichidae. The record is from the annotation of a GenBank genome assembly.